Messenger RNA from Eleginops maclovinus (Patagonian blennie), 5765 nucleotides. RefSeq names its product monoglyceride lipase (gene mgll). The transcript has 8 exons. Gene Ontology annotation, molecular function: monoacylglycerol lipase activity. The coding region runs from base 164 to 1075 and encodes 303 amino acids. Gene Ontology annotation, cellular component: membrane. NCBI's taxonomy places the organism in Eukaryota, Metazoa, Chordata, Actinopteri, Perciformes, Eleginopidae. The record is from RefSeq and is a predicted model, not a curated record.
GAAUAGUUAUUUAGUUUCAACCCAAACGGCGCUGACUGCAUUCUUCUCUUAGCGGGUGGCGAUAGGAGUAUCGGAGAGAGGGACAUACUGAGAGAGAGAGGGAAAGAAAGAGUCCGAGAAGAAGCCGAAACUUAACUGCAGACGCUCCUGCACAGACAUCUCAAUGCCUGAGCCAGGAGCUGCUCCGCGGCGGAGUCCGCAGGGAGUCCCCUACAGCGACCUGCAGCACAUCGUCAACGCCGACGGACUGCACCUGUUCUGCCGCUACUGGGAGCCCGCAAGCCCGCCAAGGGCUCUAGUGUAUAUUGCCCACGGAGCCGGGGAGCAUUGUGGGCCGUAUGAUGAGAUCGCACAGAGACUGAAGGAAUUGUCCAUGCUGGUGUUUGCACACGACCACGUUGGCCAUGGUCAGAGUGAAGGAGAGAGGAUGAACGUCAAAGACUUCCAGGUUUACAUCAGAGACUCGCUGCAGCACGUUGACCUGAUGAAGUCCCGCCACCCAGGCCUGCCCAUCUUUAUCGUGGGUCACUCCAUGGGUGGUGCUAUCUCCAUCCUCACGGCCUGUGAGAGGCCAAGUGAGUUCUCUGGAGUGGUUCUGAUUUCUCCCAUGGUCCAGAUGAACCCAGACUCAGCCACACCGUUCAAGGUUUUUAUGGCAAAGGUCCUCAACCACAUGCUGCCUAGCCUCAGCCUGGGCGCCAUUGACUCCAAAUGGGUCUCACGCGACAUAAAGCAGGUGGAGGCGUAUGAUGCCGAUGAGCUGAACUUCCACGGUGGCAUGCGAGUGUCGUUCGCCAUGCAGCUGAUGGGGGCAGCGGCACGCAUUGAGAGGGAGAUCCCGUCCAUCAGCUGGCCCUUCCUACUCCUGCACGGCGACACCGACAAGCUCUGCGACAUCAGAGGCUCCAAGUUGAUGCACGAGAACGCUGCAAGCUCGGACAAGAAAUUCAAGGUCUUCGAGGGGGGCUACCACGCCCUUCACCACGACCUCCCAGAGGUGGCUGAGUCCACGCUGAAGGAGGUGACCGGCUGGAUCACAGAUCGCCUCCCCGCUGUGACAUCACCGCAGCCUUAAGGCUUCUAGAAACACGACAACCUGCAGGCGCUCCAGGGAAACUGCCAUCCUUGUACCAAGAGGCAUAACAACACUUCUACACUCUCGUGUGGGAAACACACUCGUGCAUAUAGACUGACAUUAUUUUCUCAGUAUAAAAGGUGUACUGACGUUAUCCUCUGAGCACAAACUUAACAAAAAAGAGUAAAUCCACCUCUACUGUGUACCUAUCAAUCAACCCAAGUUAUACUGUUUUAAAUUGGAUGAUGGAGUCAGAAAUAACUUCCUGUUUUUAGAUACUUAGCAGUUGUGAGGAUGCUGGGGGUUCAAAGUGCAAUAUUCAAGUUUCCUUAGCCAGAUCCUUUUGAGAACUGAUGACCAACGUAAUGUAAGACAUGAAUCGGCGCAGGCACAUUUACUUUUUACUCAUCGACCCUAAGCAUGCAAACUUUGCAGUUUGUGUAAGAGCAGUGGAUAUAAAGCAGAUUUUCAGUGAGACAGUUCAGAAAGCAUCUGUUAGAUCUCUUAAAAACUCCUUGCCUCCCGCGUGAGCACGCGGUUUUACAAAUGACCUAAAACACCACUUAUGACACUUUUAUAGUCACUCAAAUACUGUAUUUUAAGUACAUGUGACUGUGUAUACAUAACAGAUCCUCUCUUCUCCUCACUUCCUCCGCAUGUCCCUUUUUCUUCGGCCCGGAAACAGAUGCUUGGCUCUCAUACUUUACAUAUGUUGUAAUCCAUUUUAUGUGAAUCCUGAAGCCUGAGGUGUAGUUUUAACUUCAGUAAUAAUCAUUCAGCAUGUUGUUUUACAUAAGUUAUUAUAAAUAACCAUUGAAGCUGCUACAUCCCUCUCUGCAGGUGGGAAUUACAGAAAGAGAGAAAGGUUCAAAAGGUCCCCCCUCUAUGUGACCUUUGACAUUUCCCAGUUGGUUACAUUGUUAAAGUCAUUCUCUGGAGCUGUAACUUCAUUAAGCUCAGACUGGAUGGAAAAUGAAAGGGAGCCCUCUCUCUGUUACUGUGAACAAAGCAGGAGAUCUCCUCUCAUCACACAGCAUCUGGCAUUUGAAGGACACUUUAUCCAGAUCAAAUAAUGUGGAUGUGUCUGUUUCUUGCAUGGGUGGCCACAGUGGGAUCCCAACCCCUCAGAACAAUGCCGUAGUUAUAAUUUUGGGGGAAACAGGAUGUUGUCCAGAAUUAAUUCCAGAGGGACAGAAAGGGAUGUUACUGAGAUUUUAACUUCUGGCUUUAAAAACACUUUUGAAGAUUGAACCUAAACACCACAACAAUCUAAUGUAAUACAUUGAACUUAAAACACGUUUUAGCAGCUUUGUGAAAUUGAACCAUCUGCAAGAAAAUCCGGCACAUGAUGGUUUCUUAUAGAUUGAUUUUAGUAUUUGAAGACAAUGCUCCAUCAGGAGAUUAUUACUGACAGUGUAAAGGAGCUUUUAGUAAAGACUAAACUGUAAUUGGUCGGAUUUUAGAAAGGAAAUAAUCAAACAGAUAGACUUUAUGCUAGCUAACUAGCCAUGGGAAUAGUGUGGCUUGGGCUUUAAAUAACCCUAUCUACAAUAAGAAUAGUUGCAGCAGUGGUCAAGCUAACAUCUCACUCAUUUUAUGUAUCCAAUGUUUGAUUCAGUCAAUUUUCAAAAUCAGCAGUGUGGAGUACUCAAAAGCCAUAGCAAUAAUGUCACAGUAGCCUUUAUUCUUGGUAGCCAUUAAUUAUAAGCUAGACAGAAACACACUGAGCUCAUUGUUUGAUAUUUCAGGUAGGCUGUAAUUAGCAGGUAUUGCUAAGCGUGCUGGGAUUCUUCCACCUAUUCAUUAAGCAUGAGGAGGAGUCGAGAGGCAUUUUCAUCAUCAAACAAGGGAAUGGAACAAGCAUUCUGUGGCAGUUAUAUCAGUGUCUGACUUCAGACAUCAUGGCAUGUCUGUAGAGAACGCAUCUCAUGCCCCCUCUGGCUCUUUAGGAGAUUUCUCUUCUCUAUCACACAGAGUUCAAAGGGCCUCAUGUAGAGGGAAGCACAGUGCGGUAUCCACGGUGACCGUUACUCAUGUGUAACCACGGCAGCAGGUCCGCGGCAAUGCAGAAUUUUUGUAUUCCAUUUUACAUGUAUAGUAACCAUGGUGAUCCUUACAAAACCUAUAGAAUGAAAUGAAUUUCUGGUUUCAGGCCAUCUCUUUUUUUCCUCUCGCAACUCUCAUUUUCCUCACCCUGUCUCCUCUGCCUCACCCCAUCGAAGCCUGACUCUCCACCUUUUUUGUUGCUGUGGUGACCAGCGCUCUUUGUUCUGUCCAUCACAGAGCCCCUUGUUCUGCUGUUAAUUCAAACAUCCCGUACUGUAAGCCACCCACACUGCCCCCAGUGCUCAAUUAUCAGAACAGCAACAGCUUGUUAUUUUUUUUCAGGCUCUUUUGGCCAGCGAACUGUUUAAAGAGGACACAUUAUUUAAGUCAGCUAACCCUAAGCUACUAAAUAACUUCAGGGAUGCAAACACUUGAUAUUAAUGAGUCUGUGUGCACUAAUGUGAUCCAGAAAUGCUUGCCCGCUGGCAUGCCCUGCAGACAGCUCUGAGGUGUUUUGCUAUUUUUAUCCUUUUUGUCUUUGAUGUAGUGAUGAAACUAUUGAGAUGCAUUGGGAAAUUAGACAUACAGUAUAUAGACUGCUUUUCUCUCUAUCCAUUUUAGGGAGUUCAGGGUGUAAAUGCAUCCUCUUGUCUGCUUUCUCAGGCCUCAGACGAAGAUAUCAGGUUACAUUGCCAGGGGUGCAGACACAGAUUGAGAUGUAAUGUAUUCACCGGUCCCAGUGGGAGUCGGACCCUUAACCCCAACGUCUGUCACAAGCACUUCAAACACAAUCUGCUCCUGAUUGGGCUGCAGCAGGCACAUCAUACACACAAAGGCUGCACAGUCCCAGUUGUAUUCAAACUGGUAAUAGCACCCCUGCUGCACAAUGGAUUCAGACUCGCAGGAUGCUGUGUAACAAAACAUUUAAAAAAAGAGAUCUCUACCUGUCAGACUACAAGAGUGCAUAUUACUGCUAUCGUUAGCUAUGGGGACGAAGACAGAUGGAGAUGGAGUGAGAGUAGAGUAGCUGACUGUAACCAUGGCAGCACAGUUUUUGUUUGGAUUUGUCCGCCAGUGAAAGAUGUGUAUUUGUUAGCGGUGCAGGAUGAAAAGCUCUUUCAGAGCUGGUUGUUCAGUUCGCUGCUGUGAGGAUUCCCUUUUGUGUGAGCGCGGAGAUAAGAGAGCAAAACAAUUAGCGUCAUAGGCCGCAGUGAAUAAUAAGACACUCACUGAAUUUAAAUCAGGCUGCUCUGCUGUGAUGAACAACACAAUAUUUCCAUUUUAGAAUGAUUAAUUAGAUUUUUAGGGCUAAAUAGUUUUCUUAGGGAGUUUCAAUGCCCCAUCUCUUCCUUGUUUUGGUUUGAAAAUGAGAUUGUCAUACUAAGAGAUAGCCAUGUACAGAUGCAUUGCUCUGUUAAUAUGUAAUAAUUCACUUGACUGUUAAUACCUCUUUUAUUUUACAGAAGUUCUAUGUUAAGUGAGGGAGAGAAAAUAACAAAGGAAAGCAGCUUUGUGAAUGGUGGCUAUGUUUUGGGGUUUUUUCCAUGACUUUAUGACUGUUUCUAAGAAAAGAGCUUGUUAUAUAUAAUGGAGGACUGAUGGGCACAGGCCAGUCUUUCUGUAAUUUUAUGAGAUUAGAGUGCGCUGGAAAGAUUCAAUGCACUUUGCAUGAAUUAUAUCUAGUGGCAGUGCUCAAACAGACAGCAAGAAUUGAAGCGGAUUUCUCCAAAAUGCUUUGAAUGCAUGAAGAAAAAGAUUAUCUACUUUGAAUUGAUCAUGUAAAACUUAAAAUUUCCUCCCUUGAACAUGUAAGUUUAAUCUAUAAAAGUGUGUCAUUGGAUAAUACCAUUUUUAAUGUUUGACAUUGCAUUUUGGAGCCAAAACAUUCAAAUCUUGUUGCUUUUAAUAACCAUGUUUAUGUACAGUGGUGAGACUGCUUGAUUACUUAACCUAAUUGUAAAACACUGUAUAAAAGCAUAGCAGUGCUAACAACCCUUGAUGGAAAUACAACAAUCAAGAAUGCGAUGUAUUUGACAGAUCUUGUAUUUAUCUUGUCUAGAGUAUUUAUAGGUAUUCCUUUUAUGUAAAGGCUACUAUAUAUUGAUAACACAUCAUGACACGGCACUUUUUAUACCAUAAACCAUAGUCAUAUUAUGUCAUUUUUACUUUUUAUGCUACAUGAAAGUCCACAAUAAUUUUAGAGAUGUAAACUGGUUCAAGGUUGUAAGUAUGUACAGUCAGCAAUCGCAAAAAUGUUUGACAAUUGUUUCUGAUAUGAUUAUGCAUAGAGAGUAUUUUAAUACUGUGGGUUUAAGUCAGCGUUUUGUUAGGUCUUUGUGCAGUUUGUCAGAGAUCUAUAAAUGUGUAAAACAUCAGAAAUUACAAAAAAAAAGUUUUAUAACAGAAUCUUAACAACAGGGUGUUAUUGCUACAGGUUUGGGAAAAUCUUGUACUUCUUUCCAAUUUUCUUUUCAGGAACUUUCAAAUUAAUCUUGAGGUAUAUCCAUUUACAAAAUGAGCUAUACCUGCUUUCAUUAAACCUUCUGUACAUCUUAAAUCCGAGACAAUUUGGUAAAAUUAUCUUAGCUGCUGGUAUCAGGUUUUGACUUACAGCAUUCCACCCAAAUAAAAGAUUUUUAUGGAA